ACAGAAAGAGAGGAAUUUCACUUGAGGCGAGUAGUUAGAGAAAGUAAAGUAAAUGUAACGUGUUUUUUUCUUGUGACCGGUUGCGUUGGCAAGUUAGCUUAAAGCUGUGCAAUAGCUAUAAUUUAUUCUCGUUUUAGGUUCUGCUUGUGGAGAAAAACCAAAAAUUAAAAGACCAAUUUUGUUGUGUAAGAUAACUUUUUUUAAAAAUAAUAUUUAAUUUAAUUUACACUACAUUUAUUGCAUGCCAUAUGUUAUAAGCCAGAGUGAUUGCAUACAGUUUAAGCCUGAAUUGCUUAUAAUGUGUAGGUUUUUAUGUUAUUGCUUAAUGAUGUAGUGCCGAAAAAGUUUGUUAAAACUUUUUUCAUACAGUGGUAGAUGCUGAGCAUCGUGCGUGGCGGCAGACAGUUGACCCGGUUCAUCCCCUCCCUCGGCGCGGCCGCAGUCCAGCCAACCACUUACAGCUCAACCACGUCGGCCAUGAGCGGCGAGAAGUUCGGCAUCCCGGAGAGAUACCUCGGCUCCGAGAAGAGCGUCUGGGUUGAAUACAUUCAGUUGGCCUUGGAACACAACCCCCUGAAUCUCGGCCAAGGCUUCCCGGACUUUGCACCUCCAGAGUAUGUCACCAAAGCCAUCGCAGAUAUCGCACAGGGAGACAAUGUGCUGCUUCAUCAGUAUACGAGAGGUUUUGGUCACCCACGGCUGGUGAACGCACUGGCCAAGCUGUACUCCCGGCUGAUUGGCCGCCAGCUCAACCCCCUGACCGAGGUGAUCGUGACCGCGGGUGCGUACGAAGCCCUCUUCGCCACCAUCCUGGGGCACACGCACCCUGGAGACGAGGUGAUCGUCAUCGAGCCCUUCUUCGACUGCUACGUGCCCAUGGUGAAGGCGGGACAGGGCGUCCCGAGGUUCAUCGCCCUGAAGCCGAAGAAGACGAACGGUGUGAUAUCAUCGGCAGACUGGGUGCUGGACCCGGAUGAGUUGGCGAGCCUGUUCAACGCCAAGACCAAGGCAAUCAUCCUCAACACGCCGCACAACCCUCUGGGCAAAGUGUUCAGCCGGUCCGAGCUCGAGAUGAUCGCAGACUUGUGCAAGAAGUGGAAUGUCCUGUGCGUGGCAGACGAGGUGUACGAAUGGCUCGUUUACAAGCCAAAUGAGCAUAUCCGCAUUGCGACCCUGCCUGGCAUGUGGGAGAGGACCAUCACGAUUGGCUCGGCCGGCAAGACCUUCAGCGUGACGGGCUGGAAGAUGGGCUGGGCUUAUGGGCCGGCGGGGCUCAUCAGGAAUCUGCAGAUGGUUCACCAGAACUGCGUCUACACGUGUUCCACCAUCUUGCAGGAGGCGGUGGCCCAGGGCUUCGAACUGGAGCUGGAGCGCCUGGGCCGGCCCGAGAGCUACUUCACCAGCCUGGCGGAGGAGCUGCUGUCCAAGCGAGACUUCAUGGCCUCCUUCCUGUCGGACGUGGGCAUGGUGCCCACCAUACCUGAGGGGGGCUACUUCAUGGUCGCCGACUGGACCGCCCUGACGAGCAAGGUGCGGCUGGAGGAGGAGACGGACAGGAACAAGGACUACCGCUUCACCAAGUGGAUGACGAAGAACGUGAAGCUCCAGGGCAUUCCUCCCUCUGCGUUCUACAGCCCGGAGCACAGCCACCUGGGCGAGGACUACGUGCGGUACUGCUUCAUCAAGAAAGAUGAGAAUCUGAAGAAAGCAGCAGAAAUUUUGAAGAAAUGGAAAGAGAGUUCUUGAAGAAUGAGUUUAGUUCUCGAGACUGUUUCAAGUUGGUGCCAUUUCUCAUGUAAUGUUCGACGACAGCCAGGUCUCAAGGCAGGAUGUGCCGUGGAUGUAGCCACAGCUCGGUCAAGAAACCAGUUUACAUGCUCCACGCACGGAAACUACCUACAAAUUAAAAGAAAAAUAUUUUAAUGUAUUUUUGAAAUUAUGUAUUAUAUGCUCAUGUGUCGAUCAUCAAUUGGACUGCUGUUAGCAAUUGUGAUCUUGGUAAAUGCCAAAACAUAAAUAUUGAGAUUACAUCUUCUGUAUUGCCAGUAAGUUGUGUUUGAGUGGUUAAAAUUCUACCAGUCUGAUUUUAUGGUGAAAGGGUUUUCAAAUUUUCAGUUACCUCAGUUUGUGAUUUCGGCACCUUUGAAUCACUAUUGCUCAACACUGUCCAACUAUAUUUUUUUAAACAAAUACAUAUACGUACAUACAUACUAUUAAUGGGUUUAUUGGUUUAAGGCAGUCAUUGCUAGCAGGUUGUGGUAAUGUAAGUACUAAUUUACUUCAAUCUUUGAAGUUAAACGUAGUUUAUCUCAGUAUGAACACAUUUACUUGUGAGAAGAAUCUAUUUUAUUUAUAUUAUUUUCUACUUUCUUCAUCAAAUUGCUACCCAACUUGGAAUUCGGAAAAGUUACUUCAGGACUGAGGUACUGAAGGAGUAAGUACCCUUCUCAAUCGCUACAUAGAGGCGAUUGUGGUUUAAAAGCCAGUGGACUUAAAGUGGGCUUUAUCGCAAGAGGGAAAAUUGGUUGAAUUACCCAUAUGCUUACAUGUUUUAAAUUUUUUUUGGAUCAGUGUUACAUUGGUACCUGAUCUACAUUUUAAUUUUGAUACAUACAUCUUUAUGAAUUUGGUAGCUGUCCACUGAUGUUUACUGUUGUGGACUGUACAGUUGCUUAGAAAACUCUGAAAACAUGGAUAUUAGAAGUUAUUUGGUUAUCUUUUACUUGUUAUGUAUUAGUAAAAAAUUUUGAAUGUUGAGUAGCUAAGUGUAGAAAAGAUCCUAUAUCCCCACAAAAUAGUUAUUUAGGUUUUUCGUAAGAACUUUGUGAAGAAAGAUUUUAUAUUGAUAGACUGGUCUUAUUUACCUGAUUAGGUUUUUCUUAUGAGAAGUUUGUUUAGCUUUUCUCUUUUUAGAAAACGACAUACACAGUUUAAAAAGUCUUUUCAAUAUACAUACGUAUAUGGUAUUGAUAAAAUGGAUAAAAUGGCAGUAAUUGUUUUAGAAAAUUUUCUGAACCCAAGCAAAUAUUAUUUUAGAUUGCAUUUUUCUCCCUAGUAAUACUGAGAUUUCUGUAUUCCAACUUUUCCUCUCCUCGUUCUCACCACAAACUUGUUGCCCGACACAUACUAAUUUACUUAUUGCUGUUAUCUGUUGUACAUGCCACCGCUGUUUCUUUUAAGUACACAGGUAUUGUAAUGCUUAGUUUUGCAUAUUAACUUGCUUUCUUCUCCGGUGCUUCCAUGAAGAGAAAAAUCAAAGUCUUAAUAGAGGUAAUAGGAUAGCUGGUCUUCUCCUGUUAUUCAGGUUCUAAUUAUAAAAUAAGUACCGUACUUACAUAUGUUAGACAUAGCUUAAUUCUACAAUAUGAGACAUGCUAUGAAAUGCUUGCUUGCUAUUUGUUUAGUGUUUUGUCCUUAUUGUGUAGUAUUUUCAUUAACAUAGUAUGUACACAUUUUCUUAAUGGUGCUUACCGAACUUGCAAAAAUAUUAAUAAAAACUUAUUUUUCAUUUUGCUGAAUAAAUUAUUUUGAUUGUCACUUCAA
Molecule: messenger RNA, 3543 nt
Organism: Bacillus rossius redtenbacheri
Lineage: Eukaryota; Metazoa; Arthropoda; Insecta; Phasmatodea; Bacillidae
Gene: Kyat
Product: kynurenine aminotransferase
Exons: 9
Coding region: 376-1746 (456 amino acids)
Biological process (GO): biosynthetic process
Cellular component (GO): mitochondrion; cytoplasm
Molecular function (GO): L-kynurenine:2-oxoglutarate transaminase activity; pyridoxal phosphate binding
Source: RefSeq, a predicted model, not a curated record